Molecule: messenger RNA, 294 nt
Organism: Cercopithifilaria johnstoni
Lineage: Eukaryota; Metazoa; Nematoda; Chromadorea; Rhabditida; Onchocercidae
Source: the annotation of a GenBank genome assembly
AUGCACCUUUUCGGUAUCUUUUUAUUGGUUAGCUGUGUUUUCGCAGCUCAAGCAUGCGGAUCAUUACCAUCACAAACAAUAAAAGGACCACCAGGGCCACCGGGACGAAACGGACGGGAAGGAAGACGAGGGGAACGAGGAGUGCAAGGAGCUGAAGGACCACCAGGAGAACCAGGCCCAGUUGGAGAGCCUGGGCCUAAAGGUCUUCCAGGAGAGCAAGGACCAGUGGGAGAUCAGGGAGACGUAGGUGAUCAAGGAUAUCGGGGUUUGAGAGGAGUGGAUGCGGGAAGGUAA